Exophiala aquamarina CBS 119918 is the source of this 4167-nucleotide messenger RNA. RefSeq lists its product as uncharacterized. Lineage: Eukaryota; Fungi; Ascomycota; Eurotiomycetes; Chaetothyriales; Herpotrichiellaceae. The transcript has 3 exons. The record is from RefSeq and is a predicted model, not a curated record. The coding region runs from base 1 to 4167 and encodes 1388 amino acids.
AUGCACGUCGAGCAGCUGCGGAAAAAGAAGGCUGAAGCACAAAGUCGUUUGCUGUCGAGAAAGCGCAAAUUGUCCGAACUCUUCUCCAUCACCGCGUACCAACUAGCCCUCGACGAGCCCAACUAUAAACAGCAACUCCAGGCUUUCCACGAUGCAAAUAAUCUGGAACGAGGUCGAUUGUUCGACGAGUUCACACUCCCAUCUCGAUCACCCAUAGUUGUUCAAACACGCAAGAACAAGCCCUUACCGCAGUCUCCCUCUACACUACGGCCUAGCGAUGGCACCCAGAAAUCAUCAGUCGUCCACAAUUCCGACGCGUCGCCGUCGCCUGUCCCGAUUAAUUCGACCAAGUCAGAAUCACCCAGCCGUCAAACGCCUCUGCGAGCCGUCGUCGACGAACAAAACAACAAGAACGCACCAGUCAAGCCUGUGGAUCCAACUCGUGGUACGGAUGUCGAGACACCGACUGACAUAGACCCAGUUGCGCUGGAUGUCGAACCAGAUGCUGUUUCGAAGGACUCAAACGUUAGCCAUCCCCCAAAGUCUCCAGUCAUUUCGACCGAGAAUGCCGUGACGAAAGAGAGCACUGGAGUCAGUACAGGAGGAGCUGCAGACCCUCUGAACAGUGUUUCCUUGGGAGAAGACGCCCUCACCUCCGAUCAUAGUGGCUCGGUUGAAUUACCGGCUGUCCAUAUUCAGGCACCCGGAGCGCCCGCUAUAGAUGCUCAAUCUUCUCCAGCUUCUACCAAUGGAGUCGACUCUUCCAAUACUCCGGCCCCAACUGCUGGCUCACCAGGCACGAGUCCCAGUGUAGAUUUACCACUGAUAUCGCAGAACUCUGCCACCGGACACAAACCGCCGGAUGAGUAUCACGCGGACUCAGCAUCUCAAGAGGCUCCAAACAUGUCACCCAAGCAAAUAAAUAAUGAACCAAAACAGCCUGCAGAUGUCGAUAUGACUAGAAAUCAAUCAUCUAACAUGGAAGCGCCAACGUCCAUCCACUCCAACCAACAGUUCCAAAUGACGAAAUCGUCGACAACACCGAAGCCAACCAUGCGCAUCGACACACAGAUAGGUAUAGAUUCAUAUUCUAAGCCUACCUCUAGUUCAGCUGUUGUCGAGAGUCCGGCGCCAAUUUCCACGGCUGCCACACCUAGGCGAAAUGCGGCGACAACACCUUCCACACAGGAACCGCCAAAGAGAGCGACAAGAAUAUCGUCUGGCGUCCUACAGAAGAAGUCGGUGUCCGAGAUACUAGGAGAAACUCCCAAGCCAUCAACGCCACAAGGCGAAUCCCCCUCAUCUCCAGCGGCAUCUCUGCAAGGCCAAACAGCUGAUCGUGAUCGUCGAGAAAGGGAAAGAAGUCGACUGUCCACAGUCGUCUUCGCUAAACCGCAGAAACCUCUCAAUGGCGAGCAGAGCCUGGAGCUAGCAAGGCUUGAUGGUCGUGUUGAUCAAAAGGCAAAUCCUGGAGAAAGAGACUACCUCUACACGCUAUUCGAGAACAAGGCGCAUUCCAUGUCACGCCAAACCUCGAUGUCUUAUCUGAUUCAAAACGCCCAUAAGACCUUGUCUACCUCGGAUCACCUGAUUGAGUACGAGCUUUCUGCAGAAUGUAGAAUCUUAAAGCGGCUCUACCAACUGCAAGAAAAGCAACGCUGGGCGCUGAGGCAAUACAAGCGAGCGGAUGAGGCCCCAAGGCCAACAUCACAUUGGGAUUUCCUGCUCGAUCACGUUAAGUGGCUCAGGACGGACUUCCGAGAGGAGCGAAAAUGGAAGAUGGUAGCAGCUAAGGAUCUGGCUGAUUGCUGUGCAGAAUGGGUCUCGAGCACUGUAGAGGAGCGAAAGCGCUUACAAGUGAGAACUCGAUCUCCGAGGUUCCUUCCAAAACGAUCUGAAGAAGAUCUCGUCAUGGAGAAUGGCGCAGGCCAGACCAUCUCCUCCCAACCAACGCCAGAAUUGAUGCCAUCUAGUGAGGACGAUUCUAUGAGUGAUGACAUUGCCGAUCCCCGCGAGAUACAGCUCGCAAGUGCUCCUGCUGCUAUCUUCUCUCUGGGCCCAUCCGAAUUUGCCUUUGCGGUUGACAAAACCCCGGCGUUUGAGCAACUCUUAAAUGAGCUACCUCUGUACGAGCCUACAGCUGUUGAGCCUGGUCUGUCCAAAUCGAAUCUUGCCGAACGGCUAGAUUCCAAAUGGAGGACAGACAUUGUACCAGUAUCGCGAUGGGCGACAGAAAAGCUACCCAUCAAGGACUACAAGCCCCCGAGAAAGCGGAGCCGGUACGAAUACGAACUUGAGCCUCCGACAAAGAAGAAGUCCCCACUUCUGCCUCCAGAGGAGAGCAAUGUUGCACUUUUCAUGCCUGAGAACAAGAGUAUUCGCGACAGGAUCCAUCCUGGGCAUUCCUUCCGACCUCCAUCAGAACACCCAAUGCCAAGCCAGGCCUUUUUUGAGACCAGAUCAUCGUCUCAAUGGACACACUCUGAGGAUGAUGAGCUCCGAAAGCUGGUCAAAGAGUAUUCCUACAACUGGUCCCUCAUAUCAAGCUGCCUGCAUCCUCGAACCUCGUAUACUUCAGGAGCUGACCGUAGAACACCAUGGGAAUGUUUUGAACGAUGGAUCGGACUCGAAGGCCUACCGGCCGACAUGUCCAAGACCGCGUACUUCAAGACCUAUUCUGGCAGAAUCGAGGCGGCCGGGAGGCAUGUUGCUGCGCAGAUUGAGGAAGCUCAGCGGAGGGCUGGGGCCAAUGUCCAAAUCUCGAACCGCAAAAGAACCACGCAGCCAGUACGUGUCGAGCGCAAGAGAACCCAACGUCACCUGGCCAUGCUGGAUGCCAUGCGGAAGCUUGCGAAGAAGCGCGAAACAACUAUCCAGAAGCAACAGCAUCAAGCUGAUUUGGCCGCCAUGCGCAAAGUCAAUGAUGCAAACGUUCCAAAGCCUACUUAUAAAACUCCUGCCGAAUUUUCGCAACUCAAACAAGAACGUGAACAAAAGAUGGCUGAACGACAAGAAAUAUAUCGACAACAACUCAUAGCACAUCAGCGAGCUACGGCACAGCAGCAACGUGGACAAAAUGCUCAGCCGAAUGGUAUACCAAACGGUAUGCCUCAAGGUGGAAUGGGUAUUCGAGGGCCCCCGUCUGCUGGUGGAAUGCCUGGAAUGCCAAAUGGGAAUUUGCAAGUUCCCAAUGGGCAGCCUCGUCCUCAUCCGGGUAUGAUGGCGAUGCAAAACAACAUGCCUAUGCCAGCAGGCAUGAUGGGUCCGAAGGGUAUGACUCCACAGAUGCAAGCUCAAAUGCAGGCGCAGAUGGCUGCUCGGGGCCAGGCAACUUCUCCUCAGCAAAUGCGUAUGCUGCAAGAAGCCUCCAGGGUCCAACAGGAACAACUGAUGAGACAAGCCCAGCAAGCCCAAAAUGGAGCCCAUUCGUCGCCAAGUGGUCCACAUGCUACUCUUGCUAACGGCAAAGGCAUGAAUAAUCCCGCCUACAUGGUAGCAAUGGCCGGUGCAAAUGGCGUCCCUUCUCCUUCUGGCCCAAUAAGUGGUAAUGUUGCCUCACCUCGUCCGCCGUCUUCUGGUCAAGCAUUGUCGAGUGGUCACAUUCCUGUCCUAACUCAGGUCGCCAACAAGAUCCGGGAGCACCAUCCAAAUCUUCCAGAAGAGGAUAUUCAACGGCUUGCAUCCCAGCAGAUCUCCUCCUACCAACAGCAAGCAACCGCAGCAGCCGCUGGUCAAACUCUCAAGCGCCCGCCACACAAUCAAGCUGCUCUGAAUGCUGCUAUUGGAGCCGUUAAUGCAGGGAAUCAUGCUUCUAACGCCGCCGCCGCCGCUGCCGCCGCCGCUCAAUAUGGGCAUCCAGGUAUGAUGACCAACGAACAAGUACAACAGUACAACCAACGCCUGAGAAUGCAACAAGCUCAACAGAAUGCGGCACGAAGCAUGCAAGGACAAAUGCAACCAGGAAUGAUGGGCGGAAUGCCGAAUGGCAUGUCGAAUUCACCAGUGAUGAAUAUCGCAAGGCCAGUGAGUCAGCAUACAAACCAAGGUCAAAUGAGCCGAAGUGCGACUCCAAGAGAUCAAAGAUCUGGGAGCCAAAGCAACGUCAAUGGCAAUGGAGCAGGUCCGCAAAGCAGCCCGAGGCAAGCACAACCAACCAUGCAGACAUGA